AUGAGUAGUACAGUUGAACGAGUGUUCCAACCCGGCUAUCCGUUGCGUCUUCUUUGUCUCGUUUCGACUCAAGACACUGAACCGCAAACCAAGUCGGUGGAGAAGGACGGACUGACCUGGUCAGUUUGUUGCACCGGACUUGAUCAACUGUAAAAUAUUAAAAAAAAAAAAGUGCUGCCCAGGAUCUGACAAGUCUGUCCUGCACUACUUUUUUCAAAACUUUCUUUUUCUUCAAGGACUGCAAUCUGGCGUUCCCACGACUACGCCGCAAACAUCAAAAACAUCAAUGUUAUGAUAACGUGCAACGGCCAGCAACCGAACACUUUCUACAUGGUCGAGUGCAAAGUGACCACUAACGACACUUUCGACGUCGGCCUCAACAACGAACUCAACCGGGUGUGUCUCGAUGAGAAUCGCCGAAGCAUUCGAGUUGACAAUAUCUACGCGUUUGCUCAAGUCAAGUAAGUUUUUCACACAGAAAUAGAAACAUAUUUUUAAAAAGGUGUAGCUUUCUAGUCAUUAGGAAGCCAAAUUUUGCAAAAGUUUGACAUUCCUAAUUCCGCUUUUAGCAAAGCCUGUUCAGAGAAACCGAGGGCUACCAAUGUUCUCACUGGAUGUCGGUGAGCAUCGAGUCUGUGGUGGAAGUUCCAAAGUUUGAUUGGAACGAUCAGAUGUGGCCACUCUCAACGAGCUGGUACGCCCACGGAAAAGAAGGAGGCCUCCGACUGCGUGCAUCGGAUCUCGAAAAUAUGAACAGAAAGCUGUCAAAGCUCCGUAAUGAUCUGAUUGCGAGCGUGGCUUCCGUUGGAGAACGUGACGCGUUUUAUGAGUUUGCAUCCGUUCUGUUCCAUCGUUGGUUCUUUGGCCAGGACCAGUUCCACAUUGCUCUCAGAAACGGCUUCAAGCUUGGUUUCACGACGAGAUGGGAUCAGUGGGACAGAGCGGACACGGACUUGGACUUUAUGACCAGAACGAUGCUUCCCCUCUACCAACACUUUAAAGUUUUUGUACGUGUAUAAAAUAACAGUGACUAUAACCAAAUGUUAAUUACAGGAAGAACCGGAAACUAAAAUAGUGGCUCACCAGCGAACGAUCAUCCGCCAGUUCCGUCUACGCAUCAAUCUGGACGACCCACUCGCCCGACACCAAAUCCAAAACGUUGAAGACAGUUCGACAGUCAAAUGGUGAGCUAUAAAUUGAGGAUUUGUACGGAAUUGACAAACAAAUUUGCAGCCAAAUGACGAUCCAGUUCCAAAAGUCAUGCCACGACAACUGGAUGCUUCUGGCCGGAUUGAUAUUCCAACCGCCAGCAGGAAGUCUCUUCAAAAUGUCGGCGAAAGUGGAACUGCUGACGAAAGGUGUCCCAGUCUACUCGGGCCAAGGGUACCGUACCAUUCACGACAACCAGAGAUCUUUGUGUCUUGUCAUUGGAACAAUCCCUGAAGAGAGCAUGAAUCUGUUGAAAGCCGGAGACCUGGUUAUCGUUGGAACGGUUUCUCAGUAUGGAACCAACGUUCCGAAUUUCGAAAACUUUGAAAGAGGCGAACCGGAAGAUAUUGCGGAUCUGCCAGAACAAAGUCCGGAGCCAGUGAUGACAAUGCCCGGAGUAGUCGACGGAUGGCUGUUGUGCCAGGAUGGCAAGCAAAUUGGUAUUAAUCGAGAGGUCUGUGACAUUCAGACAGUUUCAGUGAUUUAAAGUAAUGCCUUCAGUUCUUGAGCACCCAUUCAGAGAUGCUCAAAAGUCGAUUCUAUGGUUCACAUUUCUCGGAUUGCGGCGGAACUACGGCAAGUGUGGAUGCUCCGUCGGACAUUGUCCUCCAAGUCCUUGCAAUUCUCUGGCACCGCUCCCUUGCCCUGAACCCGGACACCUAUGCAUCCGUCCUCCAACUGGCUGAUGGCUGGAUCUGUCCCAUCGUCAAACGCUACAUCGAGGUGGCGAUGCUCAAAUCGAAAGUAAUUCCAGCUAGCGAGAAGUAUGAAAUAGCAACUUUCUACAACUUGGAUGUGAUCAAAGUAGGUUUCACAUGUGAUAAUUGUAGACACACAAUAGCUUUUUCAGUAUAUCCUCCGUCACCCCGAGUACUCGACCGACUUCAAGAUAACUUUUCCUCCGGGUGAGCCACACCUUGCUCCAGAACCAUUUGAUGAUGAAAUUGAUGGAGGACCAUUAGGACGUGCCAAGAAAAGCGAAUCGGACUCCGAAGGACCAGAUGGACCGAACGGAAGCGGACCUGGUGGACCGGGCAGUUCUGGCAAUCUGUCUUCUGCGGGAAGCAGUGGUAUUUUCGAAGACCCCGGCUAUCGAAGAGAAUCUGGAAAUGGAUCUGGAAGUUCCAGUGGACCGGAAUCGCCAAAUGGGGGACAAGGUUCCAGCCAUCAAGGUGCACAAUACUCUCUGGGUAAUUCAAACCGAAUCAAGAGAUUUCUGGGUGAAAGCUUGGAAAGUAUCGAUGACUUGGACGGAUUUCUUGCUAGAUAUCACGCUAGCAGUUCACGCCGAGCCAAAGCCGUGCCGGCUGAACCUGAAACAGGAUUAAAGGCGAUUCGCGCCAUGUUCAAGAAGAAGCUCAACUUGGACAGCUCCUCUUCGCCCAAAAAAGCGACCAAACAACAACAACCUGGAUGCAGCUCCAGGCACCAAGAUGAUGAAGAUGCUCCAAUGUCGAAAAAAUCCAGAACGCUCAACAUAUAAAUUCCUCAAAGGUAAGAAUUUCCCAGAAAAAUUUUCGUAUUUACUCAAAAUUUUCAGAUUUCGAUUAA
This is a messenger RNA of Caenorhabditis sp. 36 PRJEB53466, 2760 nucleotides long. The record is from the annotation of a GenBank genome assembly. NCBI's taxonomy places the organism in Eukaryota, Metazoa, Nematoda, Chromadorea, Rhabditida, Rhabditidae.